This is a messenger RNA of Neohortaea acidophila, 1586 nucleotides long. RefSeq names its product histone acetyltransferase GCN5. Gene Ontology annotation, cellular component: histone acetyltransferase complex. Gene Ontology annotation, molecular function: histone H3 acetyltransferase activity; protein binding. Gene Ontology annotation, biological process: chromatin remodeling; positive regulation of transcription by RNA polymerase II. Lineage: Eukaryota; Fungi; Ascomycota; Dothideomycetes; Mycosphaerellales; Teratosphaeriaceae. The transcript has 2 exons. Bases 59 to 1396 code for a protein of 445 amino acids. The record is from RefSeq and is a predicted model, not a curated record.
CUUCCUCCCCAUCAUUCCUCGGGCAGCAGAUCAUUUUGGAUCAGACACUCUCGCCAUCAUGGCGCAUGGCACGAUCAAGCAAGAAGAUGGGACCAAGCGAAAGGCGUCCGAGGAAGUGAACGGCGACGUCAACGGCCACCACCCCAAACGGCAAAAGACUGUGUCCCCUCCAGCAGAUGACGCGGCCAGCACCAACGGCACCGCCUCCGACUCCGACGACCAUCACUCCCCCACCAAACCCACCAUCACCUUUCCCGAGAAGCCUGCGGUCCUCGAAGAGCGCAACGGCGACAUCUCCUUCUACGUCGUCAACAAUGACGGCAAACCGCACUCCCACAUCAUCCUCACCGGCCUGAAAUGCAUCUUUCAGAAACAGCUGCCUAAGAUGCCGAAAGACUACAUUGCGCGCUUGGUGUACGAUCGGACACACAUGAGCAUUGCGAUUGUGAAACGGCCGCCGGCGGGGAGCUAUGCCGAGACGUCCAAUAUGCCCGGCGAAGUGGUGGGAGGCAUCACCUAUCGCCCCUUCAAAGGGAGACAAUUCGCCGAGAUUGUCUUCUGCGCCAUCAGUAGCGAUCAGCAAGUCAAGGGUUAUGGAGCGCAUCUGAUGAACCACCUGAAAGACUACGUCAAGGCGACAAGUGAUGUGAUGUAUUUCCUCACAUAUGCCGACAAUUACGCCAUUGGAUACUUCAAAAAGCAAGGCUUCACCAAGGAAAUCACCCUCGACAAACCCAAGUGGAUGGGAUACAUCAAGGACUACGAAGGCGGAACGAUCAUGCAAUGCUCCAUGCUGCCCAAGAUCCGCUAUCUGGAAAGCGGCAGAUUGCUGCUCAAGCAAAAGGCCGCUGUGCACGCCAAGAUUCGUGCCGUGAGCAAGAGUUACGAAAUCCACCAACCUCCAGCAGUGUGGCGCAAGGCCAAAGCCGGGGAUAAGCUGGCCGAAAUCAACCCUCUGUCCAUUGAGGCGAUCAAAGCAACGGGAUGGUCGGAAAGCAUGGACGAAUUGGCCCGCCAGCCGCGUCGCAACCCCUCACACUCCUCUCUCCUCAGCCUUCUCAGCGCCCUGCAGUCCUCAUCCGCAAGCUGGCCCUUCUUACAGCCCGUCAACGGCGAUGAGGUGCAAGACUAUUACGACGUCAUCAAGGAGCCCAUGGACUUGGGCACGAUGGAGUCGAAGCUGGACAAGGACCAGUACGAGACGGUCGACGAUUUUGUUAAGGAUGUGCUGCUCCUCGUGCGCAACUGCAAGCGGUACAACGCGGAGACGACGCCGUAUGCCAAAGCGGCCAACAAGCUGGAGAAGGAGCUGUGGAAGAAAAUUCGUGAUGUGCCGGAAUGGAGUUACCUCGAGCCCGAGAAUUUCGACAGUACCAAUGUCCGACCUGAGAAUUAGAAGCGAUAGGGUUUGGAUAUAGACUCGUUAUGACAAUUCUGUGUGAAUGAGCCGUCUGAGCCCAUUCUGAUAUCUUCGUGACGCUGAGUGAAGCCGCGCCACAAGCGGGCGUGGCUGCUGCAUUGAUGACGCUCGAGCUCGGGAGCGGGCUGGACCUUACCACUUCAUUCUGUAGAGCACGACUCAACAA